AUGGGUGAGAAAUUUCCGUCUGCUGGAGCUGCAGCGAUUGCUGGGGGCGUCUUUCUGGUUUUGUACAUGAUUUAUCGCGCUGCUCUCCCACGGCCAAUCCCAGGCAUUCCGCACAACAAAGAUGCAGCCUCGAAGAUACUGGGCGAUAUCCCGGAGAUGAUGGGACAUGUCAAGCGUACGAAGCGCAUAUUCUGCUGGCUCACCUCGCGGGCAACUCGGCACCAGAGUCCGAUCGUGCAGGUCUUCAUCAAGCCCUUCUCACACCCAUGGGUGAUAGUAACGGACCCCUUCGAGAGCCACGACAUCCUGGUGCGACGCACAAAAGAAUUCGACCGGAGCAGCUUCUUCGGCGAGAUCCUCAGCGGCAUCAUGCCCGAGCAACACUCCUGGUACAAGUCCAACACCGCCCUCUUCAAGCAAAAUCGAAACCUCAUAAACCACCUCAUGGCGCCGACCUUCAUCAACGAGGUCAGCGCGCCCGACGUGUACAACGCGGUGACGACAGUCAUCAAAGUGUGGCAGCUAAAAUGCAGCCAAGCGCGCGGCCGCCCCUUCUCCGCCCACGACGACAUCACCUACGGCGCCCUCGACGCCAUCUUUGCCUCAUCCUUCGGCCUCGCCGAGGAGGACAGCAGCACCGCCCCGCGCUUGGCCGCCCUGUCUCAGCACACACCCGCCCCAGCCACCUCGCUCGACGAGCCGGUCUCCUUCCCCUCCGCCGCUGAGGCUAUCCCGCCCAUUUUCUCCGCCGUCCUGACCAUCGGCCACUCGCUGCAGGCAGGCCAGCUGUCGCCGUCACCGCGCCUCGUCUCGCUGUUCCUCCGGCAGCUGCCGUACAUGCGGCGCGCCACCGCGACCAAAGACGCCUUCAUCGCUGCUCGCAUCGACGAUGCUGUCCGGCUCAUCGACGCCAACCCAGCGGACCAACCCCGCAACGCCCUCCACUCCGUCCUCCUCCGCUCCCGCUCCCUCGCACAAAAACACGGCCUUCCACCCCCCGCGCCCCACUCCCACGCCAUCGCCGACGAGUUCCUCGGCUUCCUGCUGGCCGGCCACGACACGACCGCCACGACUGUGGCAUGGGGCGUGAAGCACCUGUCCGCUCCGGCAAACCACCCCGCCCAGUCCCGUCUCCGCGCCGCCCUCCGAGCCGCCCUGCCCGACGCCGUCCGCGAACAACGCGCGCCGAGCUACGCGGAGCUGGCGAGCGCGCACGUGCCGUACCUCGACGCGGUCGUGGACGAGGUGCUGCGCGUCGCGAACACGGUGGCGUUUGUGGCGCGGGAGGUCGUUGCGAAGGAAGGCGCGGUGGUGUUGGGGCGGCGCGUGCCGUAUGGGGCGCAUGUGUUUUUUAUGGCGGAUGGGGCGGGGUAUCUCGCGCCGGGAUUGAAGGAAGGCGGGGCGGUGGAUGAUAUGAGGAGUCCCGGGGCGAGGGGGAGGAGUGGCGGGGCGAUUAGGGGGGUGUGGGAUGGUGGGGAUGUGGAGGCGUUUAGGCCGGAGAGGUGGUUGAGGCGCGAGGAUGGGGAGGAGGGGGAGGAAAGGUACGAUCCGGCGGCGGGCCCGUCGCUGCCGUUUGGAUUGGGGCCGAGGGCGUGUUUUGGGAGGAGGUUGGCGGUCGCGUCGUUGCGGAUUUGGUUCGCGUUGAUUGUGUGGCAUUUUGAGUUGCUGGAGACGCCCGAGGAGUUGAGCGGGUUUGAGGCUGUGCAAAAGUUUGCGAGGGAGCCGGUAAAGUGCUAUGUUCGUCUGCGGGCUGUAGAUAUGUAG
This is a messenger RNA of Lasiodiplodia theobromae, 1764 nucleotides long. RefSeq names its product Cytochrome p450 monooxygenase. The transcript has 2 exons. Gene Ontology annotation, molecular function: iron ion binding; heme binding; oxidoreductase activity, acting on paired donors, with incorporation or reduction of molecular oxygen. NCBI's taxonomy places the organism in Eukaryota, Fungi, Ascomycota, Dothideomycetes, Botryosphaeriales, Botryosphaeriaceae. Bases 1 to 1764 code for a protein of 587 amino acids. The record is from RefSeq and is a predicted model, not a curated record.